AUGGAAAAGGCGGUAAAAAGGGACAAAUUCUGUGAUUUCAGAAUUAUAGUCGGGCAAACUACCAUUCCAGUUCAUCGCUGGGUGUUAGACUUUCAUUCUGAAUAUUUCCGAGCAAUGUUUGAGAACGAUUUCCUUGAAUCUAAACAAGGAUUCUGUAAAACCAAUGGCGUCACAGAAGAAGGGGUGAAGUCUUGCAUUGAUUUUAUGUACGGAGAUGAACUGAAUAUUGACAUGGACAACGUGUCAAACGUGUUACAAGUUUCUCACAUGUGGCAACUAGAUAAAGCAACUGAAAUAUGCAGUGAAUUUCUUAAAAAACAUUUGACACUUUCGUUAUGCAUUGGAAUUAAGAAAAUCGCAAGUUUAUAUGAUUUGAACGAAAUAGAAAAAGAUUGCUACAAAUUGAUUUCACAAAACCUAUCUGAAAUUUUAUUCUGCAAAGAUAUUGGUGACCUAAACAAAGAUGACAUCAUUAAGAUAAUUGACCAGGUUGAUGAAGCUGACGCAGAGAAAUUAUGGGCAUUUUGUUGCACUUGGGCGAGGAAGCAAACGGAAGAAGAAUCGAUCAGUAUUUGCGUUGUGUUGCACAGUUUUCCCGCUUCUCACUUCACAAUCUCCCAAUUCGAAGAUUUUAUUUGGCACAACGAACACGUUUUAUCUUGUGACAACUGCAAGCAGCAACUUGCUUAUACAUUUUUAUUUAACGCUGUUGAUAAGGAGGAAUACCAAUUUGAAAUAAACACCUGCCUUUUUGUGAAAGAGUUGGCAAAAAAAUAUUCUGUUGAUAAAGUCAUGGAGCGUGUUGAUAAUUUUAUCGCUACUCAUUUUCGUGAAAUCAUCCUGCAAGAAAAUUUCAUGGAAAUCCCCAAGGACGAUGUCAUACUUUACAUGACCAAGAUAGACGAGAAAAUUUAA
Molecule: messenger RNA, 915 nt
Organism: Styela clava
Lineage: Eukaryota; Metazoa; Chordata; Ascidiacea; Stolidobranchia; Styelidae
Source: RefSeq, a predicted model, not a curated record